Messenger RNA from Ornithorhynchus anatinus (platypus), 806 nucleotides. It is a transcript of the gene SIVA1, whose product is annotated as SIVA1 apoptosis inducing factor. Gene Ontology annotation, molecular function: CD27 receptor binding. The record is from RefSeq and is a predicted model, not a curated record. The coding region runs from base 31 to 609 and encodes 192 amino acids. NCBI's taxonomy places the organism in Eukaryota, Metazoa, Chordata, Mammalia, Monotremata, Ornithorhynchidae. The transcript has 4 exons. Gene Ontology annotation, biological process: extrinsic apoptotic signaling pathway.
CUCUUGCCCUCCGGGGAGGGGAGCGGCGGGAUGCCCAAGCGGCGCUACCCCUUCGCGCCCGACGCCCCGCUGCAGCGCAAGGUCCGGCCGGGGCCCGGGGGGCUGGGCGGGGCCGCCUUCGGACAGCGCUGCGACCCGGACGUCUUCGGUCAGGCCCGGACACGGGGCGAGAAGACGAAGCAGCUUCUGUUCCAGGGGGCCCAGGCCUGCAUGGACCACAUGUGGGACGGGAGCCCAGCGGGGAACCGCGCCGUCCUCCGCCUCCCCGAAGAGCCGCCCAAGCCGGGGCCUGGAGCCGGGGCGGCGACGGCGGGAACGGGCGGUCUGAGCGGCCAGAUGGUCAUCGGGCAGGACGGCAGACUGCUCCGAAAGGGCUUGCAGGCCACGGGCACGGAUCCUUCGGUGGGAGCGUCCAAAGCGUGUUCCUUCUGCGUGCGGACCCUGGACAGGAAAGAGGCCUGCGGCCAGUGCGACCGCUACAUGUGCCAGAACUGCGUCAAGACCUGCAUCUCCUGCAGCACGACCACCUGCCCCCUGUGCUCCGCGGCAGACAACGGUGAUGUUGGCGAAAAGAUUCUCUGCAGUGGCUGUGCCAUGUUUGAAGCCUAAAUGAUCCGUUAGUUUGGACUGUCUCGGCUCCUCAGGUGCCUGAACGCUUCCCGUGACUCCAUCUGUGUCUGGACAGUUACUCGGAACAGCCGCGCUGCUGGGUUGGGGGGCGGGAUUUGAGAGUUUAGGGGAAUUGUCUGGGCUUGUGGGUUUUCUAUUUUAUACUUCGAAAUAGAAUAAAAUCUUUUAUAUUGUGA